Odobenus rosmarus divergens (Pacific walrus) is the source of this 1367-nucleotide messenger RNA. It is a transcript of the gene CARNMT1, whose product is annotated as chromosome unknown open reading frame, human C9orf41. NCBI's taxonomy places the organism in Eukaryota, Metazoa, Chordata, Mammalia, Carnivora, Odobenidae. Gene Ontology annotation, molecular function: S-adenosylmethionine-dependent methyltransferase activity. The record is from RefSeq and is a predicted model, not a curated record. The transcript is spliced from 8 exons. The coding region runs from base 33 to 1268 and encodes 411 amino acids.
GCAAGCGAGCCAGGCCUAGGGCCGCGGCGGCGAUGCAGCGACGGCGGCGCCCUCCGCCGCCAGCUUCUCAGCUGCCCGAGGGCUGCGGGGGAGGCGGCGGCGGCCGCGGCGGGAGCGAGGAGGUGGAAGUGCAGUUCUCCGCCGGGCGUUUGGCCUCGGCCGCGGCGGUUUCGGCGGCGGCGACGGCCGCGCGCAGCACGGAGGAGGAGGAGGAGCGGCUCGAGCGCGAGCACUUCUGGAAGAUCAUUAAUGCCUUCCGCUACUACGGCACCAGUAUGCAUGAGCGAGUGAACCGAACAGAAAGACAAUUUCGAUCACUUCCAGAUAAUCAACAGAAACUACUUCCUCAGUUUCUUCUUCACUUGGACAAGAUUCGGAAAUGCAUUGAUCAUAAUCAAGAAAUACUACUGACCAUUGUGAAUGAUUGCAUACAUAUGUUUGAAAAUAAAGAAUAUGGAGAAGAUGGGAAUGGAAAGAUUAUGCCAGCAUCAACAUUUGACAUGGAUAAGUUAAAAUCUACACUGAAACAGUUUGUGAGAGACUGGAGUGAGACUGGGAAAGCAGAGAGGGAAGCCUGCUACCAACCAAUCAUUAAAGAAAUUUUAAAAAAUUUUCCGAAAGAAAGAUGGGAUCCUUCUAAAGUAAAUAUUCUGGUACCUGGUGCUGGACUAGGAAGACUGGCCUGGGAAAUAGCUAUGCUAGGUUAUGCUUGUCAAGGAAAUGAAUGGAGUUUUUUUAUGCUCUUUUCUUCCAACUUUGUACUCAACAGAUGUUCUGAAAUUAAUAAAUAUAAGCUUUAUCCCUGGAUCCAUCAGUUUAGCAAUAACCGGAGGUCAGCUGAUCAGAUUCGACCCAUCUUUUUCCCUGAUGUUGAUCCCCACAGUCUUCCUCCUGGUUCUAAUUUUUCUAUGACAGCAGGAGAUUUUCAGGAGAUCUACUCAGAAUGCAAUACCUGGGACUGUAUUGCUACCUGUUUCUUCAUAGACACAGCUCACAAUGUUAUUGAUUAUAUUGACACAAUAUGGAAAAUACUCAAGCCAGGUGGAAUUUGGAUAAAUCUAGGUCCUCUGCUGUACCACUUUGAAAAUUUGGCAAAUGAACUUUCCAUAGAAUUGAGCUAUGAAGAUAUAAAAAACGUCGUUCUGCAGUAUGGAUUCCAGGUGGAGGUGGAAAAAGAAUCUGUCUUGUCAACAUAUACUGUGAAUGAUCUCUCCAUGAUGAAAUACUACUAUGAAUGUGUCUUGUUUGUGGUCCGUAAACCACAGUAACGUUCUCAAGUGGUAUCAGCAGAAAAAAGUUUGAUAAGAGCAAAUGCUGAAAUAAACAACUCAAAAUCAACUAUCCCAAUGACAGGACACAACCUCAAA